CCACCAUGAUCCCAUGACGCUGGAAUGCUGUCCGCGAUCUUUGGCAUAUCGCAUGCAAGGCGCGCGAGGCGGCCGGUGCGGCUGGCCGGCCCAGCAGGCUCCGGUGCCGGUGCACUGCGGCCGACUCACCCGGGCGAGAUCAUGCCUGAUGUUUCAGUUUGUUCGAGCUGGGAGUCGAGUGAGGGGCUGAGAACUCAGACAGGAGACACAGAUUUUCAAAACUUGUGGGGAGCUGGCUGUGCUGGAUGCAGGAUGAGUUGGUUUCAAAAGUUAUUUGGAUACAACCAUGGAGUUGUGAUUGGAAUGUUGCAUGUACCAGCUUUACCAGGUACUCCAUGUCAUAAUAUGACAUUGCAAGCAAUUAUCAAGAAGGUAUGCAGUGAAGCCAGAGGAUAUGUACAAGCUGGAAUUACCGGACUGAUGUUGGAAAACAUGCAUGAUGUACCAUACAUACAACCUGAUGACAUAGGACCUGAGAUUACAACUUCAAUGACUGCAGUAUCCUGCGCUGUUCGUCAGGAGUAUCCCAAUAUACCUAUAGGUGUCCAAGUUCUCUCUGCUGCUAAUAAACAAGCUCUUGCUGUUGCAUUGGCAGCAGGACUAGACUUCAUUCGAGCUGAGGGCUUUGUAUUCAGCCACAUUGGAGAUGAAGGACUUCAGAAUGCUUGUGCAGGAGAGUUGCUGAGAUAUCGAAGACAAAUUGGAGCAGAUCAUAUCAAAGUCCUUACAGAUAUCAAGAAAAAGCACAGCUCUCAUGCCAUAACAUCUGAUGUAAGUAUAUCAGAGACAGCCAAGUCAGCAGAAUUCUUCUUGAGUGAUGGGUUGAUAGUCACAGGAACCAGUACAGGUGUUCCAGCUAGUCCUCAAGAUAUUCAAGAAGUGAGAGAGGUUGUGAAUCUUCCAGUAGUGAUUGGUUCAGGGGUCACUGUGGACAACCUUCAUGAAAGCAGAGCCAUGCUGCAUGCUAAUGGAUGCAUUGUAGGGUCACACUUCAAACAUGGUGGACAUUGGCAAAACGAUGUGGACCUAAGACGAGUCAAACACUUCAUGGACGAAGCAAAAACAUUGCAGACAUGAACUCUGACAGAGAUGUUACACUUGAAAUGAACAAGAUGAAUGUGAGCGUGAGAAAUCUUCCAAAUGAUUGUUCCUGGCAACCCAUGGGCUGUUAUUUUCUGCAGGUGAUUAAAUCUAAUCUCUUUACUAGGAUUGUAGAUUCCUGAUCAAUCUUAUGAAAGCCCCAAAAUGGGACAUGCUGAUUAUCUGCAAAAAGAAAACAAGGAAUAUACAUGUUUCUGUAUCAAGAUCAUCAAUGUCAAAAUAUUGACAUCCAUCAAGUUCAAGUGAUGACCUAUAGAAGUUUAACUUUCAUUUUGGUUAGCCUGUAUCAACCCCAAUCUCUAG
This is a messenger RNA of Lytechinus variegatus (green sea urchin), 1404 nucleotides long. RefSeq lists its product as uncharacterized. Lineage: Eukaryota; Metazoa; Echinodermata; Echinoidea; Temnopleuroida; Toxopneustidae. Bases 25 to 1077 code for a protein of 350 amino acids. The transcript has 7 exons. The record is from RefSeq and is a predicted model, not a curated record.